UUCACUCAUGGAAGCCCGUGCCUCAUCCUUCCCGCAAUUCUUGAGGCGCCACCAGCUCCUGAAUCCUCUACCAUAUACUUACACGUGCCAUCCUCUUUGCGUCACCUGCUUAUCCUUAACCCAUCAGAGGAGAAGAGCCUUUAUAUAAACCAGCCAGACCUCAAAAACUGCGAAGAGAAGAGCCUCUAACCAUGGAAACACUUAUUUCUCCCACAAAAACACAACCUUUUUAUUCACCAAGUCCUCUCCCACAAACCAAACGCCAUCAAAGUUUUUCUGAUCCAUUGACUAGCUUGAGGUUCAAACUCAGAGAGAAUCCUAAUCAAGGUCUAUGUUUGGCCCACAGAUUGAAUCAUGUGGUGGCAGCUAGGUGUGGUAAUCGGGGUCCGUUGGCGGAGCUGGAAAGAGAUAUGGAGGCUGAAAUGAACCUAGAAGGGGAAGAUGAUUGGAUUGUGGAGAUUGGGAAGUUGAGAGAGGAAUGUGAAGAAAGCGAAGGAAUGGUGGAGCUGUUGGAAUGCUUGGAGAGAGAAGCAAUCAUGGGAGAUGAUGAGGGAAGAGACCCUACUGAUUACAACAGAAGAGCUCAGAUUUUUUACAAAAGUUCUCAAGUUUUCACUGCUCUAAAGGAACGUACCACACUCUCUCAUGGCCAAUCAUGAAUCCGGACUUGUGAUUUUGUAAUCAUGGUCAUUGCUAUACUAUGAUGAUGUUGUUAUGCAUGUUUUAACUCAUGAAUGAUGUCCUGUCCCUAUUAUUUCGAAUCAACAGAACCUCUGUCAAAGAAUAA
Populus nigra (black poplar) is the source of this 787-nucleotide messenger RNA. RefSeq lists its product as uncharacterized. The transcript has a single exon. Lineage: Eukaryota; Viridiplantae; Streptophyta; Magnoliopsida; Malpighiales; Salicaceae. The record is from RefSeq and is a predicted model, not a curated record. Bases 192 to 659 code for a protein of 155 amino acids.